Molecule: messenger RNA, 2561 nt
Organism: Clarias gariepinus (North African catfish)
Lineage: Eukaryota; Metazoa; Chordata; Actinopteri; Siluriformes; Clariidae
Gene: ppp1r3cb
Product: protein phosphatase 1, regulatory subunit 3Cb
Exons: 2
Coding region: 186-1148 (320 amino acids)
Biological process (GO): regulation of glycogen biosynthetic process
Cellular component (GO): protein phosphatase type 1 complex
Molecular function (GO): glycogen binding; protein phosphatase 1 binding
Source: RefSeq, a predicted model, not a curated record
UGCGCAGCUGAGCUGUGAGAGGGGGCGUGCCGACCAAACUAACUCUGCUUUUUGCGCUUUAUCAUGGCCAAAAGCUUGCCGAAACAAUAGGAGUGUUGUUUUUUUUCGGUGAAAGUAGUUUAGGUUUUUUUUAGGGAGAGAAGAAGAGUUUUUUGUGUUGUUUAGGGCAAUUUCCGCGCUUUCGGAUGAACUGCACCAGAGUUUUGCACAUCUUGAACCCUAGACCGAUGCCAUCUCCGAUCAUGCCUGUGGAUGUGGCCAUGAGAAUCUGUCUGGCACACUCUCCGCCCCUUCGCAGCUUCCUUGGUUCCUACGAGCACUACAAGUCCCGAAACUUGGUCAAGCCUUUCAAACCACUGAGAUCAUGCAUCAGCUCGAAGACUAAAGUGGAGGCCACCAACCGAGGAUGGAAAAGUCCUAAAGGCAAAGCCAAGAAGAGAGUGGUUUUUGCUGACUCCAAAGGCAUGUCGCUAACGGCAAUCCACGUCUUUAAGGACUUUGAGGAAGACCCAGUGUUACCGUCAGACUUGCAGUUUGAAAUGUCAGACUUGGAAAAUGCCAUUGUUGGCCUGAAAGUAGAGAAAGAGCAGAGUUUCGUUUUGGACUUCGCCCAGCCUGCAGCAGACUACCUGGACUUUCGGAACCGUCUCAAGAAGAACCUGGUGUGUUUGGAGAACUGCGUAAUUCAGGACAAAUCCCUCAUGGGCACGCUAAAAGUUAGCAAUGUAAGUUUUGAGAAGUCUGUUUAUGUCCGGAUUACGUUUGAUUCAUGGAAAAGCCACACGGACGUUCCUUGUGUGUAUAUGAACAAUGUUUAUGGGUGUGCAGACAUUGACACCUUCUCCUUUACCAUUGAUCUGCCAAGUUCAGUGUUGCAUGAAGAUCGGGUGGAAUUCUGCAUCUCCUACCAAGCUAAUGAUGAGACACACUGGGAUAAUAACGACGGGAAGAACUACAGGUUGACGCAUACAGAUGAUGAUAGCAGGCAGACCAAACAAGCCACUCAGAAAACAGUGUAUGAAAACGGAGGCACUAGCAAAAGGCCUGAGAUGGAGUUUGAUCAGUUCGGAAGUCCAAGGACCUCUACUGGUUUCUUUCCAGAAUGGCAAAGUUGGGGGCGAAUUGAAAACAACUCCCCCUACUGGUGAGGGUACAUGGUGAUGUAAAAUGGUUUCAAAAAACAUGUUAAAUCACUUCUAGGAGGAGGUGCAAAAAGUGAAGUCAAGACGCUGUCUCAGAAUUGAUAGACGUAGUGAGAUUACUUGUACUAGUAAAUAUAUUUAAAAAGUCAACAUUAAAAUGACGAAAAAUGAAAUGCUGAAGCCCAUUACAAUGACUAUACUGGCUGUAUUCCUCAUUCAUAUAAUCUGUCGAGUGUUCAAGAUUUUGUCAGAUUUUGAAGUGAGUUGAUCUUUAGUCAUUUUGAGUCAAAUACUAAUUAUUUUAACACUAUUCAAUAAAGUCGAUUAAAUUAUUAUAAUUUUUUUUCCUCUGUGCACUAAAGCAAUUCCAAAGUUGGAAGUGCUCUACCACAACACGUUUCUUGAAAAGAAAUCCUCUUUUUCUGCCAGCCAAAUCCCAAAAUUGGCAUUUUGGGGAUCUUUUUCAAGAACAAGUUGCACAUCAGAAUUUUUACGAUCGUGCAGUACUUUUCUGAUGAAUUUAAUUUUGUACAGCAGGAGUUAUUCUGUGAACUUGAUUUGUGUGCAACACAGAGAGAGAAUCCAUUUUUCCCUGUGGUGACUCAAACACCAUGCAUUCAAUCGAUGAGAAACAUUUCCUCCAUUUGGAGUGUAGCUGUUUUUAUGGAUAUGCUUCCAUAAAAACAAGAAUAGGGGAAUUUGCACUGUGUAAGAUGCCUUUAAACUAAAUGCGCAAGUGGAAUAAUUUGGUACAGCAUGAAGGUGCUUCAUAUUGAAGUUGAUGUAUUUUGUGGUACCGUUUUAUUGGCCACUUUGCACAGCAGGAGCAAUAAUCUAAAAUGUGUACAUUAUGGGCACCUGUGUAAUAUACUGCUGAUCGUUAAGCAUCAUUAUUAAUGCACCUUUUCCUUCUCCUAUUCUUUGCAUUGCACAUACAAUUGACUUUGUCAUGUCUCCCUUCCAUCCCCCCCCCCGUUUUGCUGCUGUUUUUGAUUAUUCCAGUGUUUCUUUGCAUUGUUUCAUUACUGUUGGCAAUGAAAUAAGGGAUAUCGAAUGUUACUAAAGCGAAUGUUGCAAGCAUUGGUAAGUGAAAUAAUUUCAAUUAUAAAAUUGUGUGGAGAAAUUUGGUCUUUAUGACUUUGUUUUUUGUGUUUCUUGUUUGCUUCUUGUCUUCCAUUAGUGGAGGGGGGAAAAAGACAGGUCAAUGUGAAUGAUUGAAUGCGAAUCAUUUUAAUGCAAAUGGCUCAUGUUUGUUAGCUACAGUUAUGUUUAUUUUAGUGAUGGAAAAAUGUAUGUUUGUAUAAAAGGGCUGGAAACUGGUGUUUUUCUACUGCAAGAAAGGGUGUUUGUCUGACUACUUAUUUAAUUCUGUGUUCCUUUUAGAAAGAAAUUGAAUAAAUGCAAUGUUUCUACCAUGAA